AUGGCUUCCUCAAACAAUUCCAUAGCUGAAAACAAAAAAGCCAAAAAACCAGAAACUUCAACACCUACCAGCAAAGUCAAAACGGAAAAAGACGUAGAAAAAUCCAGUGAGAAGAAGAACAACAACAACGAGGAGAACAAAAGCAACAAGAGUAAGAAGCUCAAGUUCACCAAUGGAAAUUCCAAAGAAAAAGAAGAAAACGGAGUAAAACACGAGAACGACGUUGAAGAAGAUGGAGGAGAAGAAGAAGCGAAAACGAACGUGUUUCCGAUGAGUCGAAUCAGGACGAUAAUCAAAGCAGAAAUCAGCGAUUUGCGUGUUACUCAGGAAGCUAUAUUGGCGAUUAACAAAGCUGCGGAGAAAUUUCUUGAACAAUUAGCUUUGGAAGCUUUUGCGUAUUGUGCUCAGGAUCGGAAGAAGUAUCUGAGUUACAAUCACUUAUCCCAUGUUGUUAGUAAGCAAAAAAGAUUUGACUUUCUGGCUGAUUUUGUUCCCGAGAAAGUGAAAGCUGAGGAUGCAUUAAGAGAGACAAUCUCUAGAGGAGAUAGAGGCGGUUAG
This is a messenger RNA of Vicia faba (fava bean), 558 nucleotides long. Lineage: Eukaryota; Viridiplantae; Streptophyta; Magnoliopsida; Fabales; Fabaceae. The record is from the annotation of a GenBank genome assembly.